Quercus lobata is the source of this 732-nucleotide messenger RNA. RefSeq lists its product as uncharacterized. Lineage: Eukaryota; Viridiplantae; Streptophyta; Magnoliopsida; Fagales; Fagaceae. The record is from RefSeq and is a predicted model, not a curated record. The coding region runs from base 1 to 732 and encodes 243 amino acids. The transcript is spliced from 3 exons.
AUGGACAUCCCCCUGAUUUUGGAUUUUUUGGAUGAGGAUAAAGUUGGAACCAUACAGCCCCAUGAUGAUGUUCUGGUAGUCACGCUGAGAAUUGGUGGGUACGAUGUAAAAAGGGUGAUGAUUGAUCAGGGUAGUACUGUUAAUAUAAUGUAUCCAGAUUUGUAUAAAGGAUUAGGUUUAAAGCCUGAAGACCUGUCCGCUUACAGUUCCCCUCUGGUGAGUUUUGAGGGAAGAAUGGUCAUUUCAAAAGGACAGAUCAGACUACCUGUGCAAACCGGUAUGGAUGUGGUAGAAGUAGACUUCAUUAUUGUAGAUGUUUUCUCUCCAUACAUGGCUAUUAUGGGUAGAUCUUGGCUUCAUACCUUGAGAGAAGUCUUAUCUACUUUACAUCAGAAAGUGAAGUACCCAUCUGAAGGUCAAGUAUUGGAGAUAGUAGGAAGCCAGGUUGCAGCUCGACAAUGCCUGGUUGGGGCUAAACUGCCUUUGCAAGAGAAGGAACGAUUGCUGGAAUUCCUCAGAGAAAAUGUAGAUGUGUUCGCAUGGAGCCCAUAUGAAACCCCAGGUGUAGAUCCGAAUUUCAUUUGUCAUCGACUCAACGUGAAUCCUUCUGUUAUUCCCAAAAGACAGCCACCUCGGCGACUAUCAAAAGAGCACGCUAAAACUGUCAGAAGUUUCAGAAGGUUCUUGGGAUACAUGGUGACUCAUAGAGGAAUUGAAGUGAACCCAGAUUAG